GCGAUCCCCCGUGUAAGAGUGAGGUGGAGGAGGACAUUCCAGUCCAUGUGACCACAGGAAAUCCCAGUAAGAACUCUGAGGGAAACGCCAUGUUAUCACUAGACUAUAAAGAAGAUGAAGAUACCAUGCAGCGCUCUUCAGGAGAAAACCUCUUUACCUGUAAUGUACACCCAGAACCUUACAGUGCAGAUCUGUCAUAUAAUCCUCCUAAUCAUGAGGAACCUUCUCCUGACCGAUCACAGAUUGUUACCACAAGGGCCAGGCAGAAAGGGGGGAAAAGGUUUCAGUGUGACGAAUGUGGAAAACAGUUUACAAAAAGCUUAAAUCUUAUUAGACACACAAGAAUUCACACAGGAGAGAAGCUAUAUUCAUGUUCAGUAUGUGGUAAGUGUUAUACAAAUGAAUCAGUGCUGGUACAACAUAAGAGAAGUCACACAGGAAAGAAGCCGUAUUCAUGUUCAGAAUGUGAGAAAUGCUUUACAUAUAAAUCAGAUCUUAUUAGACAUGAGAGAAGUCACACAGGAGAGAAACCAUAUUCAUGUUCAGAAUGUGGGAAAUGUUUUACAGAUAAAUCAGAUCUUAUUAGACAUGAGAGAAUUCAUACAGGAGAGAAGCCAUAUUCAUGUUCAGAAUGUCAGAAAUGUUUUACAGAUAAAUCAGAUCUUAUUAAACAUCAGAGAAUUCACACAGGGGAAAAGCCAUAUUUGUGUUCAGAAUGUGGGAAAUGCUUUUCAAUUAAAUCAUAUCUUGUAAAACAUCAGAGAAUUCACACAGGAGAGAAGCCAUUUUCAUGUUUACAGUGUGAUAAAUGCUUUACACACAAAUCACAACUUGUUAGACAUCACAUAAUUCACACAGGAGAGAAGCCGUAUUCAUGUUCAGAAUGUGGGAAGCGCUUUACAGAUAAAGCAAAUGUUAUUAGACAUGGGAGACGUCACACAGGAGAGAAGGCUUAUUCAUGUUCACAAUGUGAGAAAUGUUUCAUACAUAGAACAGAUCUUGUACAACAUGAGAGAAUUCACACAGGAGAAAAGCCAUAUUCAUGUUCAGAAUGUGGGAAAUGCUUUACACACAAAUCGUAUCUUGUUAAACAUCAGAGAAUUCACACAGGGGAGAAACCAUAUUCAUGUUCAGAAUGUGGGAAAUGCUUUACACACAAAUCACAACUUAUUAGACAUGACAUAAUUCACACAGGAGAGAAGCGGUAUUCAUGUUCGGUAUGUAGAAGAAAUUUCAAAACUAAAUCAACUCUUGUGAAACAUGAGAGAAUUCACAAAAGAGAGAAGACAUUUUGAUGUUUUGUAUAUGAAUAAUAUUUUAGAAGGAACACAGCAAGGAAACCAUAAUGCUGUUGAGAUGGUAGGAAAUGUUCUUUAUUCAGAAAAGCCUUGAGGAUGAAUUGUCCCCAUGAUCCUUGCUUCUUCUUACUAUAUUCAGACCUACACUGUGGGAGACUUCAGAGGGACAUAGUGUAAGGGGAAGGACUACCCAUGGAGAGUUUUAUGAGUUUUAUGUGUUGUAAGGGUACUUUACAUACAUAAUUACUUACUGAGUGGUUCUGUUUCAUUUAAUUCUGUCCCCUUUAAUUUUAACCUCUAUAUGCUGUUUAAUGGUAUUCCUUGUAAUGUAGUGAGUUAGGGAUAGUUAGAUAACAUACCCAAGCCUUCUGCUGUGCUGAGAAGGCCACAUUCUACCUCAGAGACAUAUGCACUGUGCACCGGACAUCCUUAGGAGGAUCAGCUAAAAGGUGUAAACUUUGCUGCACACAGACAGUUAAUUGGAACUCCACUGAACAUCAUCCAGGUAGGAUGUUGUAGGUCUGUCUCUUGUAUCACCAUGGGGCGCCAGCCAUGUGCUACGAAAUCGCGACUGGAGUCCCCCACAUAUUGUAUGUGCAGGCCAUGUGAUUAUCUAUUCUGUAUUUAUUCUGUAUGUGAUUUGACUGUUUUACCUUAUUUUUAUCCACAUUUAGUAAAAAUUGAUAUCACUUA
Bufo gargarizans (Asiatic toad) is the source of this 1991-nucleotide messenger RNA. Its product is annotated as zinc finger protein 501-like. The transcript is spliced from 2 exons. The record is from RefSeq and is a predicted model, not a curated record. NCBI's taxonomy places the organism in Eukaryota, Metazoa, Chordata, Amphibia, Anura, Bufonidae. Bases 90 to 1295 code for a protein of 401 amino acids.